Molecule: messenger RNA, 2205 nt
Organism: Pectinophora gossypiella (pink bollworm)
Lineage: Eukaryota; Metazoa; Arthropoda; Insecta; Lepidoptera; Gelechiidae
Exons: 3
Coding region: 210-857 (215 amino acids)
Source: RefSeq, a predicted model, not a curated record
AGUCCGAUGUGCGCGCGCGCAGCCCGUCUCUACCGCCUCUGGAGACUCCGACGCAGAACUAGGAAAUUUAAAUUUUUCAAAAAAUUCUUCAGAAUACAGAUAUCGUUUUUAGAAAGACGGCAGUAGAAUGUUCUAGUAGCGUUGUCGGGAUAGUAAAAGUAUUGAGAACUUUUUGAAAAGUAGCGUUUUUUAAUUUUCAAAGUGCCAUUAUGAUCAUGUAUUUGGAAACUAUAGUUGUGUUUUUGGCAGUGGUAACACGUCCAUGUGUUAGCAAACCAGUGGCUGAAGACGCGUCGGUGGUGAGCGUGUACACGACGCUGCCUACCACCGCGGGGACAGGCGGGCUUGAUGUCUACCAGCAGAUUGCUACCAACCUCGCCGAGCGGUUUAGCGACCAUAUCUAUGGAUUCCUCGGCAUAGAGAAAAAUAAUACAGAAAAUGAAACGACAACGAAGAAGGCUUGGGGGAAAAUUGAACUGCUGGAUGACUCUGAAACCACUCCAAAUAUGGAAGAAAAUGAAAUCGAAACCAGAGACACUGAAGAGCUUAGCGUUGAAGCUUUAAACAACAAAAAUGAUAAAAAACCAGAAAAAGUUACUCUAUUUAAUAGCUAUUUACCUGUAAGUAGUCAUUACGAAGUGAAUGAAACCAAUAAAGAAAUAAAUGAAACCAAUGAAUCCGAAUAUGAAACCAAUAAUCAGUCAGAAGUGGAAUUAGACGAUCCUAUCACUUUGGAUGAUGUUGAUAUAGAUUCGGUAAAAUCUGAAGGUGUCGUUAUAUUUGUGUUAGAGUUUCUUGGGAGUCUAUGGCAGUUGGCUUGGGGGGCCAUUACGUCGAUAUUCAGUUCGUCUUCUUAGAUGCCAUUUUUAAGCACUUUUUAUAUAAUCAUCACAAUUUAUCCUUUAUGUUGUGUUUUUGUGCAAUAAAGCGUCUUUUUAUCAUCAUUGACCACAACACAGUGUUAGUGACAACGUACCGAGUACCGAUACUGAGGAGAAUGAUUCAGUUCAUGACGCAUAAAGUGAAAUUUUCCGUCGCAAUAUUCAUGAAAAUGUUAGUGUUUUUUUUUCAAAUUCAAAUUAUUUUCAGUUCCAUAUGAUGCGAUGACAAAUUCUUCAGUAUUCGGUACGAUGUAACAUGCUUAGUAGACGUAGCUGUUUAGUUGUUACGUUUAGCUGCAACUUAUUGUAUGGCUUAAACCAAUAGCAGUACGGUAUGUUUCGACACUGAUAUAUCUGUUUUAAUGGUCACCAAUGAUCUUACGUUAUAAUACCACCUGUAUCUACAAUAUUUAUGGAAUGGCAACACGGUUAUUGGUGCUAAUUCGCCUUUAACAUCAUCUAAUUUUACUUUGUUACACCUGUCAUUUUCUUAUCCGCCGAAAAGGAAAGGGACGGAUGAUAGACAGCUGCUAUUUUAAAAAGAAUGAGUGAAUGAAUGGAUAUACCGAAUAAAAUAGGUAUCUGGUAAGCAAACCGCUUGACGUUUGCUGUCAACUUAAUUCUGUCCGGUUGGCCAAUGUAAACUUUUUAGAGGAUUGUUUUAGAUUUUGUAUUAUUAUUCCUUAUGAUAUGUUUGUGCCUAAACUUAACGUGUGUUCCAUAAAUUUUAUGCCUGUCUAUUACCCGUCCCUUUCCUUUUCGGCGGAUAAGAAAAUGAGAGGUAUAACUUGAAAUAAAAUUAGAUGGUGUGUUAGAAACUGGCAACUAGUACCUGAGUUAGUACCACAAAUACUUAAUAGCUAGAACUGUUAUGACAUUAUAAAACGUAAAAAGGCAUUCACAUUUAUCAACACGGGGUGGAACAGGCUGUUUUUUUAAAGAUUAUAACGCAUUUUUUAAAUAAAUUUGCAGUGUGGCUUUUAUUAUAAGUGAAUUUAUUUAAUUUAUUUGUUAAAAGUACGCCUUAUGUAAGGUGUUUUUCGUGAUUCACGGCAGGAAUUGUAAGUAUUUACAUUUACUUAGCUGCAUGUAAUGACUUAAUUAUUAGUAUUAUAAAACAAAGAAAACUUACGUGUAUGUGAAAAUUAUAGUUAUGUAAAAUAUAUUGCAGUAUUUACGUUUGAAACGAUUAUCAAUAUUGUUUACUGUGUACCCACUUAGAUAGAUGUGUUUAAUAGUGUUCUAAGUCAAUAUGAUUUUCUUUAUUUUUUAUUUUACUUUUGUAGAUAUUUAUUUCAAUAAAAUAAGUCAUCAUAAUAAACUA